Molecule: messenger RNA, 2119 nt
Organism: Papilio polytes (common Mormon)
Lineage: Eukaryota; Metazoa; Arthropoda; Insecta; Lepidoptera; Papilionidae
Exons: 11
Coding region: 263-2119 (618 amino acids)
Biological process (GO): proton transmembrane transport
Cellular component (GO): membrane
Molecular function (GO): proton channel activity
Source: RefSeq, a predicted model, not a curated record
CCUUGUGAUAUUUAUUCCGUAUUUAUACUAGUAAUAAAUAAACGAGUCUGCAAGCUAAUGUAAGGUAAACGUCACGCGGCAAGGCGCUGCGUAAUGACUGAAGAUUAAAAAAGUAAACAAAGUUACGCGCAGCCGGAACGUCCAAUAACAUUUUAUAUUUGGAACAGAAUUUAAUACUGGAGCAGAAAUAAGCUGUAAGCGAGGGCGUGUGAUUAAAGUGCUUCCUAUUACUCCGUAAUAAAAAUUUGCUCCCGGACAUAUUAUGAUGGUGAAAAAUAAAGAGAAAUCCAAUCAGAACGGCGCGGGUGGGAAGGAGUGGCGCGAGCGGAAUGAGCCUCUGCUCGCUGUGCCUGAGGAUGAAAGAGAGCAUCCCCCACACUCACUGCCGCGGCUGAGCGUCGUUCUGCCUUGUAGCAGCACCUCCAGCGUCGACCACGCACCGAACAAACCACGGAGCCCUCUCUCACACGGCGAUGAAUCAAUGACAGUGGUCUUGUCAGCGUUUUACGCUAAGCUACUGAUAGUUUUAGGUCUUGCACUGCCGGUCACCAGCACUAUACAGAAUGAACUUGUUACAAACGUUACCUCAGAUAUAUUCACCAUGUAUUUGUAUAUUGUUAGUAUGCUCUUUUUGGGUUACACAUUUUACCAUUUGAGCAAAGUGAAGAAAAGCAAAGUUAGUGUGAAACGGACGCGAUACGGAAGUUUUUACCUGCAUAUAGGAGUAGCAGGUUUUAGUGUUGGCUCCAUUAUCUACUCCUGCCUACAGAUCGCCGAGUAUUUCGACCUGUCCGGAGAUUGCCAGAUAAUUAUGAUCGCGUUAAAACCGACUCUGCGAAUCUUAUUUAUGGUGGCACAAAGUGUAUUUAUAUUUUCCUACACAGACAUAUUGGACCCAAUGCGCGGAGUAGUUCUUGAUAGAUUCGGUUUGAUGCAUUUAAUUGCUACAAAUGUUUGCGAGUGGCUUAACGUUAUCAUACAAGAGACAAGGGAUGAUAUUAUUGCUGUUGCAUACAACAGUCCACCUUUCAUAAGAUACACCACCAUCGAUGAACCAACUAAAUCUUCCAUAGCAACUGAUGAGGCAAACUAUUUUGAUCAAGAUUACAAUAGUACAGAUAUGAUUGAAAAUAUAACAAUAUCUACAGAUACUUGGAGUUGUAAUAUAUCUGAUAUAAUAACUCCUUUAAUUAGAUCUGUAAAUCCGUAUCUAAGACCUUGUGGUGUUGAGUACAGCCUUCUUUGCUCAAUCAUAAUAGUUGUGAUUUGGAACGACCUUUGCACCGUACCUGGAUCGAAACCUGGAAACGAUGUCAAUUCAAACGGGGUUUACACAAAAGAGGUGAAGCAAUGCUGCGCGAGAGUAAAGUCCAACAAUCACUUUUCCGUAGACUGCGGCAGCGCUCACAAGGGCUUGUUCAUGGGUAUAGCGGUACUAGCAGGGACCGUUGUGAGCCUCAUGCUCUUCAAUGGACUCUUUCAAAAGGACAAACACGUUGAACUUGCUUUAUUACAGAUCAAUAUAUGGGAGACAGUUCUAUUUGUUAUCAUGACUAUAGGCUCUGGAGCUUGUAUUCAGAGAAUGCGUUUAUUGACAUUACGCAAAAUAUCUACCACGAUGCCUCUGGAGCACGCGUUGCUCCUUGUCACCCAAUGUGGAGUCUACCUUUAUUAUCUCUUUCAAAUUAUAGGAGCCGGCUUCCUUAUUCAAAGAUAUCCUGAAGGCCGACGAGCGACAAGGAUAAUAGCACCACUAUGUGCAGUUAUACAAAGUUCGUGCCAGUCCUUGCUGGUGCUAGAUGCGUGGUCGCGGCGGUGCGCGGGUGCGAGCAGAAGGCCCGGUCGGCAGCUGGUGACAUUCCUAUUGGUCGGCAACUUUGCACUGUGGCUGCUCAACCGUGUAAAAAACGCGAGAGCAGAAUACCAUCCCCUACAAAUGGAAUUUUUCGGAGUAUGGGCAUGGACAUUAAUUACGCAUGUGUCGGUGCCACUUUUAGUUUGCUACAGAUUUCAAGCUACGGUUUGCUUCUACGAAAUUUGGAAGAACUCGUAUAAAACGAAAAACUAUACCAGUAGCCGCGACGAUAAUGAAUUCGAACUGAAAAACCAUGUAGCUUAA